Athene cunicularia (burrowing owl) is the source of this 1507-nucleotide messenger RNA. It is a transcript of the gene RPP25L, whose product is annotated as ribonuclease P/MRP subunit p25 like. NCBI's taxonomy places the organism in Eukaryota, Metazoa, Chordata, Aves, Strigiformes, Strigidae. The record is from RefSeq and is a predicted model, not a curated record. Gene Ontology annotation, molecular function: RNA binding. Gene Ontology annotation, cellular component: ribonuclease MRP complex. Bases 185 to 745 code for a protein of 186 amino acids. Gene Ontology annotation, biological process: tRNA 5'-leader removal. The transcript is spliced from 3 exons.
UGCCAUUUUCUGGCGAGGCGUGUGCUGAGGCGGUCGCAGCCUGUUCUUUUCACUUCAUCCUGCCUAAGCCUGCAACACCAACCCUGUUCCUUUUCCCCACCUGUCUGUCAGGGCCCAGGCUGCCCUGUGGCAGUGUUCAUCCUGUAGGUACUUGCUGAGGAAGACUGCGAUACAGCACUGCAGAAUGGAGAACUAUAAGAAGACCAAAAUUGUGGAGAAACCUUGUCCUCAUCCUUUCACUGACCUGCCCCCUGAUAUUAUUGAAAUGAAAGUGAAGGAUGGGAGCAAAAUCAGAAAUCUGAUGGGCUAUGCCAUCAGCAAGAUGGAGCUGGACUCGGUGAGGCAGAUCCUUUUCACUGGCUCAGGCAAGGCUGUCAGCAAGACUAUUACCUGUGUGGAAAUCAUGAAACGAAGGCUCAAAGAGCUGCACCAGAUCACCAAAGUGCUCUUCAAACAGAUCGAAGAGAUCUGGGAACCGAUUGUGCCUGAGGCAGGCCUCGAUGCCUUGACAGUGAAGAGAAACAUUCCUGCCAUAUGUGUCCUACUCAGCAAAGAUGCCCUCGAUCCUCAGGAGCCAGGAUACCAGGCUCCGGGCUCUUUUGAUGGCUUCUGGAUCAAGACCCUUAAAGCAGAGUCCCAGGGCCAAAUGAAGAGGAAGCAGGGUGGAGGCAGGGGAGCUAGCAGCACGGGAAAACACCCUCGGUCUGCUGGAGGAGCAUCUGGGGAGCCCUGUGCCAAGUCCUGAAACACUGAUGCCAUGUGUGGGUGUAGUUUGGGGGAGUUACAGAAACAAGCCAGCUGCUGUUGUAACUGGAGAGCUGCUGCGGAACGUGGGGGCUUGCAGAGUUGUUAGGGGAAGGCAGGAGAAUGUUUCAAAAUGAAUGUGAUUGUAGCUGUCUGAAACUGUGUUUUGACAAGUUCCCGUGUCAAAGGCUGCCAGGCUGUACUCCUUACCGUGCGGUUCAGGGAAGGCAGGAGUCAUCUCUGCUUGAGCAAGGACUGCUGGCAUCUGGUCAGCGAGCCCCAGUGAACGGCUCUUUGCUGAGCGGGGUUUCAGCUGCUCGGGGUGGUGCGGCAGCCCAGGUAGCAGCUGUGCCUGCCGGGUGCCUGCCUGUGUGGCCGGCGGAGGAAGCUCUUCCUGCGGUGCAGAGGGGAGAUAGGACCCCAUCCCGUGUUGCCGGAUCUCAUGGGGCUGCAUUGGCCACUGCUGUGCCUCCGAGUGCCGUCUGCUGAGCUUGUCAGGUGGUUGGAAUGUCGGACUGCGGGGAUACGACUCCGUCUGCGUGCACGUAGUGCCCUUUCAGCCCUCCCUUCACCUCGGUGGAGCUGACUGUUACACCCCUCUCUACCACAGUGUCAGGAGUCGACUUGUCACAACCAGCUUGAAAUUCUGUAGCUGCGUGAGUGCCCUGGGGUGGUAACAGUAAGCUCCAAAGGAUCCUGUUCUUUCCCCUUUCUGCUUCUUUAUAAUGCACAGAGAUGGGUUUAAAAUAAAGUUUCCUCUUCA